AUGAUUACCCUCCUCCUUCGACUCAUCUUCAUUCUUCCAGUCGUGAUGCUGAAACAUAUCCCGCCCCGGUAUCGAGUCCACCCCGGAUACUCAUGGCACCAAGCGACCUUCAUCGUCGUUGUUCGGUGGUUUCUGGAAUACCAAGCACGCUCUCGACCGGUCACACCUCAACCUUUGGGACCAGAACCCGGAUUUCCAAACGACGUCACCAUCCACCCCUCCGCCGAAAAGAUGUACCUGAGUCCACUGGACGAUGGAGAGAUUCGCCCAACCUCUGUGCGUGCAACGUGGUAUCCCUGUCCACCACCGCCACCAGCCUCGACAUCGACAUCGAACAAUCGAUCAAAAGUCAUUCUGCACUUCCACGGUGGCGCGUACGUCGUGGGGAGCAGCCACCCAACAGACUGCGGCUUCAUGGCCAAGAAACUCCUUCAACACAACGUGGCGCCACACGCUCUCUUCCUCGACUACAGGCUCUCGUGUACGCCUCAGGGGCGCUUUCCCGCCGCACUCCAAGAUGCCGUGUCCGCGUACGUGCAUCUCCUGGGACUUGGAUAUUCCAGCGACAACGUCAUCGUCUCGGGCGACUCCGCGGGUGGCCAUCUCGCCAUAGGAUUUCUGCGGUACCUAUCUUGUCAUCCGACCCUCAAUCUCCCCGAGCCCAGGAUCGUCUUGCUCUGGAGUCCGUGGAUAGAUGUUUCCAAAGGAUACGACGACCCAACUCGAAUAAGUCGGAUGCAGAAUUUCAAGACCGACUAUAUCCCCGUCUCAUUCAUCACGUGGGGGGCACAUGCGUUGGUCCCGAAAAAUAGUCACAUUGUGGACGUCAAGUCCCCUUACAUCAGUUUCCUAGGGAACCCGUUCGCCACGAAAUCCAGGGUAUGGGUCCACGCGGGUGCGUUGGAAUUGUUGUACCCCGAGAUUGUCGAGUUUGUGGAUCAAAUGGCCGAGGUCGAGGGGAAUGAGAUAUCUUUGUGUGUUUCGCCAUAUGCAAACCAUGACAUUCUCGAAACAGGCCACAUGAAUGGAUUCGGCGCUGAAGUCGAUAGAAUUCUGGAGGUCGCGCGAGCCAUCGCGGCGCAGGACGAAAUGUCGUGA
Molecule: messenger RNA, 1098 nt
Organism: Fonsecaea pedrosoi CBS 271.37
Lineage: Eukaryota; Fungi; Ascomycota; Eurotiomycetes; Chaetothyriales; Herpotrichiellaceae
Exons: 1
Coding region: 1-1098 (365 amino acids)
Molecular function (GO): hydrolase activity
Source: RefSeq, a predicted model, not a curated record